Molecule: messenger RNA, 2232 nt
Organism: Kogia breviceps (pygmy sperm whale)
Lineage: Eukaryota; Metazoa; Chordata; Mammalia; Artiodactyla; Physeteridae
Source: RefSeq, a predicted model, not a curated record
CCGUGCACCACAACUUCUGAGCCUGCGCUCUAGAGCCCACGAGCCACAGCUACUGAACCCAUAAGCCAUAACUACUGAAGCCUGCGUGCCUAGAGCCUGUGCUCUGCAACAAGAGAAGCCACCGCAAUGAGAAGAACACGCACCACAAUGAAGAGCAGCCUCCGCUCGCCGCAACUAGAGAAAGCCCGUGCGCAGCAACGAAGACCCAAUGUAGCCAAAAAUUAAUUAAUUUUAAAAUAGAUUUUAUGAUAAGGAAUUGCCUCUACACAACCUGACAAUUUCUGUCAUUCAUUCAACAAAUAUUUAUAGAGCACCUAUUAUAUACCAAGUACUGUACUAAGUGCUUAGGUUACAAAAUUAACAUGAAACAGAAAAGACACAAUCCUCUCAACCUAAAGAAAUUUAAAGAACUGCAACACGAGCAUGCAGGGCACAAUUAGAAUGUAUGGUGGGAGUUCUGAUUUGGUCUUUGGAAUUGGGGUGUAUUAAGCUACAUUGGUCAUUACAACGAUACACAAAUUGGGAGAGUAAUGGAGAAGUUACUAUAUGAUAAUGGAGGAAUUAUCUAUAAAAUCUUUGCACAAUAUCCUUCUCCGAGUCAAACCUGAGACAGAGAAUGGUCUGCUUCAAGAUAUUAUUUCAAGACAAAUGGCAUGAGGGUAAUAAAACAUCAUUAAAUUCUGCAACUCCCAAUGAUCUCUUUCUCUCUACGUUUCCCUGGAACUUGAAGAGACCACAAUGGCAAGGCAGAAAGGAGAUGUUCCUGAGGCUGGUACUUUCGUGGGAAUUAUACAGCAAAGGAAUAGUCAUGAGUCAGGGAAGAUGCAAGACACCCCUGCAUGGUGUGGGACAUUCAUUUUUAAAGAGGUGUUCCUGGUAGUAGUGGUCAAAGCAGGGAAGGGAGGGUGUUAUUGAGGAGAUCUUGGUCUAGAAAACGCUAGAUAUAACAUAAGACUUCAUGAGUGAAUGAGUUUCAAAUGUAUGGCACAUUCCUGUUUUGUCAUUGUUUGAACAUUAUUCUUGCUUCUUUCCAGGCAACUUCCACAAGUUAUAUGGAAGCAGGGAACCAAACAGCUAUUUCAAAAUUCAUCCUUCUGAGCCUUUCGGAAGAUAGGGACCUGCUGCCCCUCCUCUUUGGGCUGUUCCUAUCCAUGUACCUGGUCUGUGUUAUAGGGAACCUCCUCACCAUCCUGGCCAUCAUCUCAGACUCCCACCUCUACUCUCCCAUGUACUUCUUCCUCUCCAACCUGUCCUUCACUGACAUCUGUUUCGGCACCACAGUCCCCAAAAUGUUAGUGAACAUCCAGAUGCAGAACAAAGGCAUCACGUAUGAAGGCUGCCUUACCCAGAUGUAUUUCUGCAUGAUCUUUGCUGGGCUAGAUAAUUUGCUACUGACAGUGAUGGCCUAUGACCGGUUCGUGGCCAUCUGUCACCCCCUAUACUACAUGGUCAUCAGGAACCCUCGCCUUUGUGGUCUCCUGCUUUUGCUUUCUUGGUUGAUCUGCCUGACAUAUUCUUUGUUGCAAAGCUUGGUUUUGAGGGUGUCCUUCUGCAAAGAGACAGAAAUCCCCCACUUUUUCUGUGAACUUGCUCAGAUUCUCAAGCUCACCUGCUCUGACGCCCUUGUUAAAGACAUCCUGCUGUAUUUUGUUACUGGCCUGCUGGGUGUUAUUCCCCUGACUGGGAUCCUUUUCUCUUAUUCUAUCUCCUCCAUAAUGGGCAUUUCAUCUACUGGUGGGAAGUAUAAAAUCUUUUCCACCUGUGGGUCUCACCUCUCAGUCAUCUCCUUGUUCUGUGGUGCAGGCCUUGGGGUCUCCCUCACUUCUGGAACAGCCCAUCCCUCCAGAAAGGGUUCAGUAGCCUCGGUGAUGUACACGGUAGUCACCCCCAUGCUGAAUCCCUUCAUCUACAGUCUGACACUGAAGGGGGCUCUGAGGAGACUUUUCACUAGAGGAACAUACUCUCAGUGAGACAGAAAGUUAAGGGCAGGCAACAGAGAUCCCAAGUGCUGAUAACUGGUGUUCCUGAAUAUGUUACCUGAAGACAUAGAAAAGAAAUACCAUUUAUGAUAUACUAGAAGAAAACAUUCCUGAGUCAAAGACAAACUUGAAGUGGCACACCAGAAUGUUCACCGUCCACCAAGAAAGAAUGGCCAACUCUAUAUAGGAAAAAAAUCUAAAAAAGAGUGGAUAUAUGUAUAACUAAUUCACUUUGCUGUACACCUGAAACCAA